Molecule: messenger RNA, 2220 nt
Organism: Acaulospora morrowiae
Lineage: Eukaryota; Fungi; Glomeromycota; Glomeromycetes; Diversisporales; Acaulosporaceae
Source: the annotation of a GenBank genome assembly
AUGUUUGUUCACAGAUGCCGUUUCGUUGAUUUUAUGCCUGCGGCUGUCAAUUGUCUAGCUUUUACGCCUCCCACAACUCAACCGUUUCUUGCCUGCGGUCGAGCGAACGGAAACAUUGAAAUAUGGAACCCUAAAGGACAAUGGAAUUUAGAGAGAACAAUUCCUGGAGAAAAAGGCGCGUCUGUUGAAGCCCUUAUCUGGGUGCAUCAGACGACUUUUCCCCAUUCGAAUAAUCUCACGUUUCGAACGGAAUCCAAACGAAAAGGAGUCUCGAACGAAUUAAGGAGCGAACUUUUAAAGUUAUUUUCCGGAAGUUCCAAUGGGCUGAUAAUUGAAUGGGAUACGACGACAUUAAAACAAAAGAAAUCGAUCGAUUCACACGGUGGGGCGGUUUGGAGCAUGAAAAAUAAUAACGCGAAUACUUUGCUUGCAGUCGGUUGCGAAGAUGGUGGCGUACGUAUAUUUGAUAUUACCGAUGGAGAAUUAAUAUUAAAAAGGAAUUUCGUGAGAAACGAAGCCAGAAUUAUGUCGUUGGCUUGGAGUUUUGAUGAUAAAUUCAUAGUUACUGGCUCAUCAGACAGUUGUAUCGUGAGAUGGGACGUUUCCGAGGCACGCAUAAACCAAAGGAUGACAGUAGAUACUUUAAAGAAAAAAGACACGAUUGUUUGGGCGAUUAAUGUUCUUCGAAAUGGUACUAUUGUUAGUGGUGAUUCCCUAGGUCACGUUUGUUUUUGGGAUGAAAAAGUUGGUGUUAUGCAGCAGAAGUUCAACGCGCACGAUGCAGACGUGCUCUGUUUGGCAUCUAAUCAAGAAGGAACCAUCGUCUUCUCUUCUGGUGUCGAUCGCAAAUGUUUUUUAUUCCGACUUGUUGAUUCCGGUAUCGUGGAUGAAGGUGAUAGUAAAAAAAUAGACCCAUGGGUUCUGGCAGGAUUUCGCCGAUCGCAUUUGCAUGACGUGAGGUCAAUCGCGCUGAGUGAGGAUCAAGCGCUUGUUUCUGGAGGCGUAGAUGCUGUAAUGGUAGUUUAUCCUCUUGACAACUUUCUUCAGGGUAAUAUUCGAAGAUUACCUUUUGUCCCCCAAAAACCUUUAAUUUCCAUCUCGAAAUCAAAACGUCUGUUGAUGUAUCGUAACGACAAUCAAAUAAAGUUGUGGAAGUUGGGUGAAGCCGCGCUAUCAGAUUCUUGGCAGCUUGAACAGAUUCCGCGUUUGGAUUUAAUGAAACCACAACAAGCCAUUUUGGAAAUGUCAUUUAAGGGUAAUUUUUAUCUUACUGCAAGUGCCAUAUCCGAGGAUGGCGAGUGGAUUGCUGUGGCAGACAUUGAGAUCGUCAAAGUUUUCAAAGUGCAAAAAGAUAUUUCAAAUCCUGAAAAGAUAGCGGUUCGCAAGGUAAAAUUUCCUCAAAAUGUCGUAGACGGCCGUCGAGUCGGAGCGCACCAGUUAUUAUUCACACCAGACGGGUCCAAACUUAUCGUAGUUUAUGCCGAUUCAUCCAUUGUGGUUUCCGAACUUGAAGGCUGGCAGCAUAAUGAAAUAAAAGUUUUAAAAAAGUUUAAUCAACAUGCGCGACCAUUAGACAGUGAGUCAGUGGCAACGGUUAUUUCAGUAGCCAUUAAUGGCGACGGAAAAUGGAUGGCCACAGGUGAUCUUUUAAAUAGAAUCAACAUUUAUAAUUUAGAUGGUCUGGAGCACCAUGUAACUCUUCCCAAGUAUUCAUCUACUCAUACGUCAUUGACUUUUCAUCCAUCCGUUCCUAGUCUAGUGGUCACCCUGGCAUCUAAUGAAUUUUUGAUUUUUGACGUCGAAUCUGGGAAGCUCACUGAUUGGUCACAAAAACACUCUCAAAACUUACCAAAUGAGUUCCUAAGGCUUGAGAACAGGAUCAUGGGAUGCGCUUUUGAUCCCGAAAACAGUAAUGUCAUGAUACUUUGGGCAGCAAAUUAUUUUUGUCUGAUCGACUUUGGAAGGUGCAAAGAAGCACCAUUGCUUUUGUCCCACUGUAACGGAUGGCAGAAGAAACUGCAGAAUCGUCAAAAAUAUAGGAAGAAAAGAAAGAAAUCCGAUAAUGAAGGUGAAAUCAAUUUUCAGCUUGUCUAUAGGUAUCAACCUUUAUUGUUUGUUGAUUUCAUUGAAUCAAACUCUAUGGUUGUUGUCGAGAGACCAUUCGCCAUGGUUCUGGAAAAUCUACCACCUUCUUUUUACAAAGCGCAAUACGGAACUUGA